Molecule: messenger RNA, 1667 nt
Organism: Cryptomeria japonica (Japanese cedar)
Lineage: Eukaryota; Viridiplantae; Streptophyta; Pinopsida; Cupressales; Cupressaceae
Product: transcription initiation factor IIF subunit alpha
Exons: 9
Coding region: 28-1620 (530 amino acids)
Biological process (GO): positive regulation of transcription elongation by RNA polymerase II; transcription initiation at RNA polymerase II promoter
Cellular component (GO): nucleus; transcription factor TFIIF complex
Molecular function (GO): TFIIF-class transcription factor complex binding; DNA binding; RNA polymerase II general transcription initiation factor activity
Source: RefSeq, a predicted model, not a curated record
UCUCAAGGCACAAGUAUUACUGCCACCAUGUCUGAAGACCUUGUGCUAAAAUCCUUAUGCGAGAGAUGUGGGGUAAAUUCAAACUUAUAUGGAAGUAACUGCAAGCAUAUGACAAUAUGCCUGCCUUGUGGAAAACAUUUGGCAGAAACAAAAGCAGUUUGCUCUACUUGCAGAAGCCCUGUUACAAGUUUAAUUCGUGAGUAUAAUGUUCGAGCAUGCGACACUAAUAAUAAACGUUUUUCUAUUGGAACCUUUAAAGAUGGUUUACCAGAAUUUUUUAAGAAGGGUUCUGCUGAAAAGUUGUUUGUGCAUAAGGAAGGCCUCAAGGGUCCCCGGCUAACAGAUGCUGUGCGGGACAAAUACAAAAAUAAGCCAUGGAUAAUAGAAGAUGAGUCUGGUAAGAACAAGUAUCAAGGGAAACUUGAGGGUUCACAGCAGGGGACCUACUACAUAUUGAUGAUCCGUGAAAGGGAUAUUGUUGCUAUUCCUAUUGAUGAAUGGUAUAGUUUUAGCAAAGUGCUUAAAUAUAAACAGCUGUCUUCGGAGGAAGCAGAGGAGAAAAUGAAAAACAGAAAGAGAGCUGCUGAAGGAUUUUCUAGAUGGAUGAUGAAAAUAGCAAACAGUGGUGCUGCUAAAGGUGGCAAACUUGAGCAACUUGAAGGUAGUGCAUGGAGUGGGCGCAAAAAGGGUGAUGAUGAAGCCAAUGACAUUGUUCUUUCUGAUAGAGAAGAGGAGAAUGAGGAUGAAGAGGAGGAGAGAAAAGGUAGGCUUGGCCUAAACAAAAGAGUUGGUGAUGAUAACGAGGAAGAGGUGAAAGUAGGUGGCUUUGAUGCAGAUGAUGAUGACGACAUAGGAAAAGGUGAUGAUUGGGAGCAUGAAGAAAUAUUUACAGAUGAUGAUGAAGCAAUUGGAAGUGAAGCUGAAGAUGAAGAUGAAUCAGAUUCUGAAGAUUCAGUUCUGCCAGAAAUUAAACAGGAUGAAGAUGAAAGUAGCGAAGAGGAAGGUGAAGGUCUAAGCGUAUCUGGAAAAGAGUUGAAGAAGUUGUUGGAAACAAAAUCCAAGAUAGAUGAUGAUAAUGAGGACGGUGAUGAAAAUGAAGAAACCCAUAUUUUUCCAUUGCUAGCCCAGCAAAAAGAUAUCCCAAAAGUGAAAGCUCUCAAAAUCAUUUCCACAAAAGCUCAGGCUCCAGUAUCUACUAGCAGCAUGCCAGUAACAACAAAAUCUGUUGGAGCAAAAAGGAAGUCAGACAAUGAGGAUGCGAAGCCAACUGAAGCUUCACCUACAAAGAGGCAAAAAACAGAUGAUUUGCAAUCCACUAAAACAACCAGUGUAAGAGAUGAAGUUAUACCUAUAUCAAAAAGUGUUUCAACCUCAGGGAAGCAUACACUGCGUGCAUGUAACAAGGCCACAGGUGCACAAACGGCAGGGCCAGUGCCAGAAGAGGAAUUGCUGGAAUUCUUGAGAGAAAUGGCCCCAGUAACAACCCAAAUUAUUUCAGCUAAAUUUAAGCCAAGAAUCAAGACUCAAGAGGAUAAGUUGGCAUUUGCCCAAGUUUUGAAGAAAAUUUCUCGCCUUGAGAAAAUUAAUGGUGUCAAUUAUUUGGUAUUAAGAAAUAUUUGAAGAUAUCAAUUUUGUUUGAAUUUAGUUGAUCUCUCCUAUGCAACAGC